Messenger RNA from Gastrolobium bilobum, 2821 nucleotides. RefSeq names its product zinc finger protein VAR3, chloroplastic. The record is from RefSeq and is a predicted model, not a curated record. The coding region runs from base 25 to 2544 and encodes 839 amino acids. NCBI's taxonomy places the organism in Eukaryota, Viridiplantae, Streptophyta, Magnoliopsida, Fabales, Fabaceae. Gene Ontology annotation, molecular function: mRNA binding. Gene Ontology annotation, cellular component: cytoplasm. The transcript is spliced from 5 exons.
CUUACAGCCUCAUCUCAAGAAGAAAUGGGUGGCGCCGCCCCAAGGUUCCUUUUUCUGCUCACCACUCCCUUACCUCUUCUCCGCCACCACCACCACCACCACCGUAAGCUACUCUUCCUCUCUCCUUCCUUCUCCUACCAUUUCCACUCUCUCUCUUCUUCUUUUUCUUCUUCUACCUCUUCCUUACCCUCUCCUCUUAAACUGAAACUGAAAGCCUCCCAACACCAACAACAACAACAACAACAACACAUUCACACCCAAUCUCCCUCCUCUCUCAGGACCGAACCCUGGCCCGAGUGGUCCACUUUUCUCUCCCACAUCUCCUCCACCGGCUACGUCGCAACUGCUCCCGACGACGCCUUCGCCGCCGGCGCUGCCGUAGAGUUGUCGCAGCUUGUCCUGCGCCAAGCGACUGCCUGCUUGGCCUUCGCUCGCGACCGACCCAACCUUCUAAGGUUGCUUUCAAUGAGAGACAUUGCGGUGGUGGUUGAACAUGGCUCUCCCUUUCUGUUUCGAGAAGCUGAGGAUUCUGUUAGGAGGAUGAAGUCUUUUGUGUCAAACAUUGAUGCCAGUGUGUUGGACACUGAUAGAGCAAAUAUGGUUGAUCUAAUGAAGUUUAUGCUGAGUUAUGCAAUUAACCCAUUGGUCUCUUCGGAAAGGAACAGUCUAAAUAACAGAGAUCUUGUUGAAUCAUCUGUGAGAAAUCUGUUUGGUGAACUUUUCAAGCUGAGUUAUAAUGCACCUGGACCUAACUCUUCUUCAAUGCAAAGUCAAAUGCCUGGUAGAUUUGGACAGAAAAUGCCUCCUAGACAAAAUAUUGAAAUGAAAAGGGGUGAUUGGAUUUGCCCAAGGUGUAAUUUCAUGAAUUUUGCAAGAAAUGUUAAAUGUCUUGAGUGUGAGGAAGCAAGGCCAAAAAGACAACUGGCUGGAGGAGAAUGGGAAUGUCCUCAGUGUGAUUUCCAUAAUUAUGGGAGGAAUAUGACUUGCUUAAGAUGUGAUUGCAAGCGGCCUGGACAAAUAUCUUUGGAUGCCACCAAUACCAUGUCACAUACGGGUUAUGGAAAUACAGACAAUUCUAAUACUUCAGAUGUUGAGGCUAGGUUAGCUGCUAAUGAAGAGAAGGCACAGCGUUGGUUUAGCAAGGUUUCUCAACUAGACAGCAGUGCUGACAUUAACAGUGUGAUCGCAGAUGAAGAUUUUCCUGAAAUAAUGCCAUUAAGGAAAGGAGUAAAUAGAUUUGUUGUGAGCACAAGGAAAACUCCAUUGGAGAGGAGGUUGGCCAAUGCUGAAUACAAGAGAAACUUGGGCAAUAAUGGCGUUCCUGGGGUUGAGGAUUUUAUAGCUGGGGAGUCAACCAAGCCCCGUGAUACCCUGGAUGACAUUCUAGGUCAUUCAGCUAGCUUUCCUCAAUCUGACGAUAAGAACAUUGUUGUUGAACAAAAUAUCAGUAGUGACAGCCGGCCUUCAGGGAGCAACUAUAGUACUGUUCCUCCAGUUCAAUUGUCUGCAGAUAUGCUUGCCCAAAAGUCUGAGAACUUGCUAGCAGAGGAGAGCAAAGAGGUGGUAUUAAACACUGAUGUUGAACAUACUAGUCCGGGUUACAGUUCACAGCUUUCGAAUAAUUCUACAAGCCAAAAUGUCAUCAGGGAUGAGGACAAAGAGCAAGCUGAAAAAUCUGAGAGGUGGUUUAGAAAGGUUGCUGAGCUGAAUGGUGUUGGAGAUUUAACAAGUGCAAUAUCUGAUGAGGAUUUCCCUGAAAUAAUGCCCAUGCGUAAAGGAGAAAAUCGAUUUGUUGUUAGCAAGAAAAAAGAUCGCUCUUUGACUACACCAGCAUAUAAGAGACGUAUGGCCAUGGAGCAAUCUGGCAAUACCAACUUUGUUCCCUUUGUCCCCUUCCCCCCAGAUUACUUUGCCAAAAAUGACAAGCAACAGGCAGAUUCAGCGGACAGAUCCAAUGUCGAAUCAUCUAUAGUAUCUGAGGUGGUGCCAGAUAAGCCUCCAGAGAUGUCAGAUGAUGCUAGAGCUGGACCUGGACUGAGUCCAAAACCUUCUGAACAGAGCUCAAAUAACAUUCAUGUUGGUUCUAUUUAUGAGACAACAACCAGUGGAAACUCAAGCCAGAGUUUUAAUCAAGAGGAUUCUGGGCGGAACAGGAAAGAAGAUCAUGUGCCAAAUUCGACAGGGAGUUCAUCUUUGACAGAGAAUUCAUCCCCAACAUCUGAGAACCAGAGUGUUAGAGCACAAUGGACAGGCAAGAGUUUGGAGGGUUCAGCAGUGAGGGAACCGGAUCCUUUGGACAUGUCAGAGGAGGCAAAGGCAGAGAGGUGGUUCCGUCGUGCUGCACAGAUUAAGGAUAUCUCUGAGCUCAGUCAGAUUCCAGAUGAAGAUUUUCCUUCAAUAAUGCCCAUGCGCAAAGGGGUGAACAGAUUUGUUGUGAGCAAGAGGAAAACACCAUUGGAAAGGAGAUUGACAUCUCAGCAGUACAGAAGAAAUCUUCCUAUUGUGAGCUCAGAUCCGGUUAAAAAAGAAAAUGAAGGUAGCUGAAGAAUAGUAACAUUUGUUUCAAUUUUCCAUGUUAUGUUAAAAUUUUACUGGCAAACAUAAAAAAAGUAUAAGGAAGAUGAUGGAAAAUACUACUAUUUCAAUCAUCUGUAAGAGAAUUUUGACAUGAGUUAUUUAUCUCUGUUGAGGUGACUUGCUUUAUAUCAUGUGGGGGACUAGCUUGUCAAAUUUCAGAAAUCAGUGAUGUAUUAAAACCUAGUUUUGUAGUCAGUUUUUCUAUCUGGAAUGGGGAAAUAGAUUCAAAAUACAAGUUUUAGGA